AAAUCGGCUCCCCUCUCCGUUCCUAGCACUCCACACUUCUCCCCUCCUCCUUCUCCACCUCCACCUCUGCCUCUGGGUAGAUCUCUCGUUGUAGCCAUCUCCGGCCACGGCGGCCGGCAUUAGAAGCGGCGGUGGGAGCCAAGGGAGCGGUGGCCGGGCAGGUAGGAGUGGCGGUCCGCGGCGAUGUAUAAGAACCAGCUUCAGGAGCUGGCGCAGCGGAGCUGCUUCAACCUGCCGGCGUACACGUGCCUGCGGGAGGGGCCGGACCACGCGCCGCGGUUCAAAGCUGCGGUCAUCUUCAACGGCGAGCAAUUCGAGAGCCCCGGGUUCUUCACGACGCUCCGGCAGGCCGAGCAUGCUGCCGCCGAGGUCGCCCUCGCCGCGCUCGCCCGGCGCGGCCCCUCCUACUCCCUAGCCGCCCGCAUCCUGGAUGAAACAGGGGUUUACAAAAACCUUCUACAGGAAGUAGCCCAGAGAGUUGGGGCACCGUUGCCUUCAUAUACAACAGAGCGGUCUGGCCUUGGCCAUCUGCCAGUUUUCACAUGCACAGUAGAAUUAGCGGGGAUCACCUUUACAGGUGAUCAUGCUAAGAAUAAGAAGCAAGCUGAAAAAAAUGCUGCUUCUGCAGCCUGGGCUUCGUUGAAACAAUUGGCACGUGAGGAGGCGAAUACGACCAAUGAACCGGAGAACAAUGAUGAGCAGGAGCAGAUCAGGAUUGCCCGAGCCCUUCUCAACUAUCGCACAAAGGAAAAGAUAGCGAUGGCCAAUAAUCCCAAUGCUUCACCAUUUCCCAAGAAAUUUCCCAUGCAACCAGAGAGGAAGCCUUGUUUUGGUCAAUCUUCUCAGUCCAGUUACUCGAAGAUUCUUCCUCUAUUCCGGCCAAAGUCUAGUUCAAGAUCCAGACCAGAGUCACCAGCCGCGGCUGAUGGAGCAUCACAGUCACCGUUCUGGCCCAUUGAAAGCUCUAAUUCAAGGUCGAGGUUCCCGGCCGCAGAAGCAGCCCCUUAUGUCCCAGUUGGGCACUACCGUAUGCCUUGCCAUAGUAUGGCUCCUCCGGUCACAGUCAGGAGCUCUAUCCCUGUGUUCUCUGCUCCACCUCUCCCACCUCCAAGUGGACGCACAACACAGCAGCUUCCUCCUCUCCUGAGCAACCCACCAUCAGUCCGGAUGGCAUCCCCAGUUCGCAUCAGGCCAGCUUCUCCACACUUUGCUCCCUCGGGUCCUGCUCAGCGUCCAAGACCUGUGAUGUCUGUUCAGAUGAAGGAUGUGCAGCACAAGGCAAUAAGGGAAUCGAUGUCGUCUGCGAUCCCUGUUCAGGUGAAGGAUGCGCAGCAGAGGCCAACGAAGGAAUCGCCAUCAUCUGCUAUGCCUGUUCAGGUAAAGGAUGGGCAACACCAGCUGUUUAAGGGAUCAAUGUCGUCGUCUGUGAUGCCCAUUCAGAUGAAGGAUGUGCAGCCCCAGCCAGCAAAGGAACCAUUGUCAGAAGGUAAGGACGCACCACCGGCGGCGACUGGGCCUCUGGUUAAGAUCGAGGCUCCAGCUCAAGUCAAGGAAGCUUCAGAGGUGGUCACCAGUGAAGUAGUCCCAUGUCCUGCUGCUGGUUCUGUUGCUGCUGCUGCUAGUUCUACUUCUACUUCUACCAGUGAAUGCAGCACUGCUGCGCCAGCAAGCCAGUCUGGGGCUGAUGAUGAUGCAGCCAAGGGUGAAGAGGCGCGUGAGGACGUCCUGGAAACUGAAGCAGCACUGGAGGAGGGCAUCAUCAAGCUUUUAGAGAUAAAAUGACUUUGAGUGAAGCGCAAACCAUCUUGUCCUUGUUGUCAGAUUUUGUAAUUAGCUGCCUCCUGUGCACAUCACAUCCCUUAGUUUUUGGCAUGCGUCGGUUGGUUAGGGGCUCCUGGGCAAGCUGCAUUCUGGUAGGGACACCUUAGCUUUUUGUUCAUGCAGUGGUUAGGUGGCUUGCCCGGUUGCCCGGAGUCGGAGAUGGUUAUACUUCCCUGGAUAUGGCAGUUGGUGGUCGAUCUAGCUGGCUUUACCUUUACCCCCCAAUGAUGAGGUGGACACUGCGUGCCUCUAGGGAAGGAUUAUGAGGUGGCAAUUAUUACAUCCUAAACUUGGUAAUUAUUACUGUCGUCGAUC
Aegilops tauschii subsp. strangulata is the source of this 2136-nucleotide messenger RNA. Its product is annotated as double-stranded RNA-binding protein 6. Gene Ontology annotation, molecular function: double-stranded RNA binding. The record is from RefSeq and is a predicted model, not a curated record. Lineage: Eukaryota; Viridiplantae; Streptophyta; Magnoliopsida; Poales; Poaceae.